AUGGUGGCCUUCAGCCGUAUUGCUGUCACCACUCUCGCCCUUGGCGGUUCUACCGCACAAGCCAAGCCUGCCACGGCGGCGAGGGCUACUGGGCUCGCCGACUUCAAGCCAGGUGUGCAGUGGGAGAUUUGUAUUCAUCAUCCCAUCAAGCAUGAUAGUGCCGCAGACUUGAUCCCGACCAAGGCCAAGGUCUGGGAUAUCGACAUGGGCCACGCUCAGGAGUUCCCUAACAUGAUCCCCAUGCUCAAGAGCGCUGGCAAAUUCGUUAUUUGUUACUUCAACGCCGGAGCCCUUCAGGACUGGGAUGACGACAAGAGCAAGUUCCCCAAGGAGGUCAUCGGUCACUCCCUGUCCUACCCCUACGAUAGCGAAGAAUGGUACCUCGACAUCCGGGACUCGCGUGUCCUCGAGUUGCAAAAGGCACGACUAGACAUUGCUGCCAAGAUCGGCUGCGAUGCCGUCGAUCCUGACAACGUUGACGCCUGGCAACAAGAUGACGAAGACCCCACGGGCUUCAAGCUCAAGUCUUCCGACUACACCAACUACCUCAAGAACCUCGCCAAGUAUGCCCACUCGAUCAAGACCAAGGACGGUCAGCCCCUCCUCGUCGGGCAGAAGAACGCCCCCGAGAUCGCCGAGGACCUCGUCUCGACCCUCGACUUUGCCGUGCUCGAGUCCUGCCGCGGCAACAGCGACCCCAACGAAGAGAGCUGGCCCUUUUGCGAGGACUUCCAGACCUACAUCGACGCCGGCAAGCCCGUCCUCCAGAUCGAGUACCCCCCCUCGGUGGAGAAGACGGGCAAGGUCAGCGCCUCGGAUAACAAGUACUACUGCACUGCCGAGGAUGAGGACAAGGGCUUCAGCAAGAUCAUCAAGUGGGCUUCUGCUCAGCUUGAUGGCUGGGGUCAGUACUGUGGCGAGGAGCCCUUCCGUACUCCUGCGGCCAAGUAUUAA
This is a messenger RNA of Fusarium vanettenii 77-13-4, 954 nucleotides long. RefSeq lists its product as uncharacterized. The record is from RefSeq and is a predicted model, not a curated record. NCBI's taxonomy places the organism in Eukaryota, Fungi, Ascomycota, Sordariomycetes, Hypocreales, Nectriaceae. The coding region runs from base 1 to 954 and encodes 317 amino acids. The transcript is spliced from 3 exons.